Molecule: messenger RNA, 2653 nt
Organism: Acanthochromis polyacanthus (spiny chromis)
Lineage: Eukaryota; Metazoa; Chordata; Actinopteri; Pomacentridae
Gene: tmem255a
Product: transmembrane protein 255A
Exons: 10
Coding region: 313-1359 (348 amino acids)
Source: RefSeq, a predicted model, not a curated record
UGUGUGACAUGCGCACAUGCGACCAGCAGCAGCAGCACCAGCAGCGACCCACCGUCCGACACCGACGCACCGAGAGGACGGAGACCGGGAGACGUCUCAGCGGCCGCGGGGAUGUAAAUGAGACGGAGCCGGGCUCAGCGGAACGGAGGCGGGCUGCGGUCUGUCGGAGAAUGUCACAGCGAGCGAACGUGUCGUUAGCUCCCCGUUAUCCGCCGUUUCUAUCGCACAGCACCGAGUCGUGAUUGUUGUGGUGUUUUUUACAGCGAAUUUGAGAGACGACCUGAGGACAGCUUUGACCAUCCUGCAGCCAGCAUGCCUCCUCCUCCUCCUCAGAGCCUCCAGUCCAGCGGGUUGACUCUCUCUGAAACAAGCAUGGGUUCCUUUAAGAGGAGGAAGAGGAAAUCCAUAAUUGUGACGGUGAUGCUGCUCAUUGUGUCCGUGCUCAUCCUCAUCUUCGGCCUGGCAGCGACGACCAGGACGCAGAACAUCACAGUGGGCGGCUACUACUCAGGACUUAUUCUGGGCUUUGGCUCUUUUCUGGGAAUCAUCGGAGCUCAUUUGAUAGAGAACAAGAGGCAGAUGUUAGUGGCAUCUAUUGUCUUCAUCAGCUUUGGAGUGGUGGCUGCUUUCUGCUGCGCUAUUGUCGAUGGAGUAUUUGCAGCAAGGCACAUUGACCUCAGGCCUCUGUAUGCUGACCGCUGUGAGUAUCACUCCAGUGAGACUGGAUCGGACCGAGACGUGCCCUGUCAGACAUCGUCGCGUACGUCCUGCUACCUGCGUGUGAAGAGCAACACCUGUUACUGCUGUGACCUCUACAACUGCGGAAAAGAACAUCCUCUUAUGGGACUUCAGAAUAAAGAUGUUUUGAAAAAGUUUAGGAAAUCAUCCAUGAUUUGGAAGCCUAGCCGUGUAGAGGUGAUUGGAGGUUACCAUGAAUACACAGACGUGAGGAGCUGCCAGGAUGUGGUGCACCUUUACCACCUGUUAUGGUCCGCGACCAUCCUCAACAUCGUGGCCCUGUUUCUGGGCAUCAUUACUGCUGCAGUGCUGGGAGGCUUCAAGGACAUGACACCCUCUACUGCCUCAGAGAGCACAUCUGAACCAGAGGCCAUCACAGCUCCAGUCCAGUCAGAGCCCCCUCCACCCACCACUUCUCUCAACUCCUACUACAACGCUGCCCCCUGCCUGCCGCCUUACACUGCCUACGACCUGCAGGGCUCCUACGUGUUCCCGGACUCCUCAGGUCUGUCAGAUGACUCCCAGUCUGGAGCCAGCCACCUGUGGCCCACUAUGAUCCCUCCUCGCUACUCCCCUCCUCACAACCACCCCGACGAGAAGCCCCCACCGUACAGCCCGUAAGGCGGCUACGAGAGGAAAGCACCUGAACCGCUGUCAGGUGUUGUUAGAAGCUGAACGAGUGGUUUGAUUGCACGACUCCUCUGGGAUUUUCUUCACUAUUGUUCUGAAUUGUGUCAAAGAAAAGGAGGCGAUGAGGAGGAGGAAGAAGAGGAUGGCCACGGAGCACACUGACUUUGAGUUUAGCCCAACACUAGGAAGCAAGUGUUUGUCUCCCUGGACACCACUCACACUCCAGCCUGCACUGUGUGUGUGUGUGUGUGUGUGUGUGUGUGUGUGUGUGUGUGUGUGUGUGUGUGUGUGUGUGUGUGUGUGUGUGUGUGUGUGUGUGUGUGUGUGUGUGUGUGUGUGUGUGUGUGUGUGUGUGUGUGUGUGUGUGUGUGUGUGUGUGUGUGUGUGUGUGUGUGAGCACAUACACAACAAGAGAGAGACAACCUGCUCCAAGCCAGGACUGUUUACACAUCUAUCUGCCUUAAUGCAAACGGACUUCCAGCGCUGCAGCUCGCUGUCACCUGGACUUACUCUGUACAAAAACUCAGCUCCCUUCAGUAGAACCUGUAAAUGCUUCUCGCCGCGAGUGUCACAUCUACCGCCCCUGUGUGAGAUUAACGCCGAGUUAGGUGGAAAUCACAAAACGCUAGAGAUUGUAGGCCCAAGCAGUCAUUUCUUUAGCCGUUAAUAGGCGAAGUUUGCAGUAGCGGAGGUAUUACAUGCCCAUAAUGUCUGUACAGCAGUAUGAUAUACAGUUAGCACAGGUAGGCCUAAGGUAUACAAACAGAUCAUGAUAUCUACUUAUCAACUCUGCACUUUACGUUCAAGAAUAUCCUGACCAGUGUGGCGAACUUUGCAGAGCAGUGUUAAUGAAGAAAUAAGCUAUUCUACCUACAGUAGUUGUUGAGGAUACACGGUUUAAAUUACACUCUGAGCCCUACUUAUUGUAUUUCCACUAAAAGCUCCAGCGCAGGUAAGCAUAUGUGUCUCUCUUUCUCUCUUUGUAAGUAGUAGUAAUAUCACCUCUAAUAGCUGAAUGUGUUGUUUGUCAGGGGUGAACAUUAACAAGGCUGAGUGUGGACAGUCAGUGCUGGAUUCACUGAUACGAGGCAGCAGAUCUUGAAAAGUCAGAGUUCACCGAUGAAGAGAAGGUAAACGCGGCAGAAUUGUAAACCUCGUCGAUGUCCAUGAAGACAGUCGCUGUCAGCUUGAAUCACUGCUUUUUAUAAUUUAAACAACACAUUCUCAGGAGCUGACUGUCAGUUCCUCAUUUGUCUUGCCAUUAAAACUUGUUUUGUGUAAUUUA